Molecule: messenger RNA, 1728 nt
Organism: Engraulis encrasicolus (European anchovy)
Lineage: Eukaryota; Metazoa; Chordata; Actinopteri; Clupeiformes; Engraulidae
Product: tripartite motif-containing protein 16-like
Exons: 7
Coding region: 37-1728 (563 amino acids)
Molecular function (GO): protein binding; zinc ion binding
Source: RefSeq, a predicted model, not a curated record
UGGGCUUGUGCUACUUAUCGCCAAAUACUUGAGAAAAUGGCUCAAGCGAUGGCAAGUAACGAGGAUAUUUUCAUGUGUCCUAUUUGUUUGGACUUUCUGAAGGAUCCGGUGACUCUCAACUGUGGACACAAUUACUGUCGGAGUUGUAUUGAGGUCUGCUGGAAUGGGGAAGACGUGAAGGGCGUUUACAGCUGCCCCCAGUGCAGAAAGACUUUCACUCCGAGACCCGUUUUAGACAAGAAUCAUGUUUUAGCAGAGCUCGUGGAUCAAAUAAGGAAGAGUAGAAUUCAAACUGCAGCUGCUGUUGAAUGUGCUGCUGGACCUGGAGAUGUGACGUGCGACGUUUGCACCAGCAGAAAACUAAAAGCUGUCAAGUCCUGUCUGGAGUGCUUGAUGUCGUACUGUGACACUCAUUUAAAAGCUCAUAAUGAACUUAUAGGUAGAAAUCACAACAUGCUCGAUGCCACGGGCCAGCUACAAGAGAGGAUCUGUCCCCGUCAUAAGAAGCCUUUUGAAAUAUACUGUCGCACCGACCAGAGUUGCGUCUGUCUUCUGUGUAUGGUGGACGAUCACAAAGGCCACGACACGAUCACGGCUACGGCGGAAUGGAGUCAGAAGAAGGAGGGGUUGGGGCAGAGCCAGAGGAGAUGCCAGCAGAUAAUCCAGUUGAAGGAGAAGGAGCUGCAGGAGCUGAGGAAGGCUGUGGAGACUCUCAAGUCAGGUACACAGACAGCAGUGAAGGAGAGUGAGAGGAUGUUUACUGAGAUGAUCCGCUCCAUUGAGAGAAGACGCUCUGAGGUGACAGAGCUGAUCAGAGCUCAGGAGAAGGCUGAGGUGAGUCGAGCUGAAGGACUCCUGAAGCGACUGGAGCAGGAGAUUGCUGAGCUGAAGAGGACAGAUGCUGAGAUGAAGCAGCUUUCACUGACACAGGAUCCCAUCCAUUUCCUCAAGAACAUUGUGUCCAUCACUGGGAGGCCUUACAGCACAACUUCAACCAGCGUGACCUUCAGUCAAAGCUUCUCCUUGGAGCCCCUGAAGGAAUCUGUGUCUGCACUGAAGAUGCAGCUGGAGGAGAAAUUAGAUUCAGUCUUCAAGCAGGAAAUAGACAAAAUAUCUGCAGCAGUAAUGAAAAAUGUCCAGAUCAUCCAGAACAUACAGAUGUCUGAUGGCCAGGAUCUUAUUGGUGAACCAGUGACCAGAGAGGACUUCUGUCACUUCACUCUGGAUCCAAACACAGCACACAGACAACUCCAUCUGUCUGAGGGGAACAGGAGGGUGGAGAGGAGAGAUGAGGCCCAGUCAUAUCCUCGUCAUCCAGACAGAUUUGAUUAUACGCCUCAGGUGCUGUGUAGAGAGGGUGUGUCUGCACGCUGCUACUGGGAGGUUGAGAGAAGUGGGCAGGUUCUCAUAGCAGUGUCAUAUAAAAGCAUCAGCAGGAAAGGAUUAGGACUUGAGUGUUGGUUUGGAUACAGUGAUCAGUGCAUGAUGCUGCAUCUAUCAAGCUCUAGCUCCUCUUUCAAACACAAUAAUGAACAUUCUGAACUCCCUCUUGUGGCCAGCUCCAGAAUAGGAGUGUAUGUGGAUCACAGGGCAGGAACUCUGGCCUUCUACAGCAUCUCUGGAGACACAAUGACCCUCAUGCACCGAGUCCACACCACAUUCACACACACACUCUACCCUGGGUUUGCAUUUUGGGUAUAUGAUGGAUCAUCAGUGAAGCUGCUGUGA